AACCCUCUACACCGGAAGACACGCCCCCUGUAGCCGCGACCUAUUGUAUCAAAGGACCGCGUGUAUGUAUCUUUUUCAGCCUCGCGUCGCGCCUCAUCUCCGUCUGUGCUUGUUCGGUUUUAGCCGGAUCCCACAUUUCGCUAGGUUAGCAAGCGCAAGCUAACAAGAUGUCGAGGGUGUACAUCGGAAGAUUGAGCUACAGGGCCAGAGAAAAGGACGUGGAGAGGUUCUUCAAAGGCUACGGGAAGAUACUCGAAGUCGAUCUGAAAAACGGGUAUGGGUUUGUUGAAUUUGAUGACCCCCGUGAUGCAGAUGAUGCUGUGUAUGACUUGAACGGCAAGGAGUUGUGUGGGGAAAGGGUCAUUGUGGAGCACACCAAGGGACCCCGUCGUGAUGGAGGUUAUGGUGGUGGUGGUGGUGGUGGAAGUGGGAGUGGAAGUGGAAGAAGUGGAUAUGGGCGGUGGGGAAGAGACAGAUAUGGUCCACCUAUACGGACAGAUUAUCGGCUCAUUGUUGAGAAUCUUUCCAGCCGCUGCAGCUGGCAGGACUUGAAGGACUACAUGAGGCAGGCAGGGGAGGUGACUUACGCUGACACCCACAAGGGCCGGAAAAAUGAGGGGGUGAUAGAGUUCAGGCUCUACUCUGACAUGAAGAGGGCCCUGGAGAAGCUCGAUGGCACCGAAGUGAACGGUAGAAAGAUCCGGCUCAUUGAGGACCGGCCUGGAGCCAGACGCAAACGUUCUUAUUCUCGCAGUCGCAGCCAUUCCAGGUCCCGCUCCAGGAGCCGCAGGUCUCGCAAGAGCCGCAGCCGCAGUGAGAGCAGCAGCCGCAGCCGCUCCCGCUCCAGAGCGGCGUCCAACUCCCGCAGCCGAUCUCGUAGCAAGAAGAAUAAGGUCAAGAGCAAAAAGGAGGAAGAAGAGCGCAGCAACGGCGCUCCGAAGAACAAGGACCGCAGCAGGAGUCGCAGCCCCAAGAGCAAAAAGAGCAAGAAAGACGGGAAGAAGAACAAGAAGGACGACUCCAGGUCCAGGUCUCGCUCUCGCUCCAGGUCUCGUUCUAGAUCAGGGAUUAAGGAUCGCUCUAGAAAAUCUGGCUCAAAGGGCCGCGCGCAGCCCAAGAGCGACGACGAGGGUGCCGAGCCUCAAAGGGGCUCUCGCUCCCGUUCACGCUCCCCUGCUGAAUCCAAAUCCAGAGCCAGGUCUAAAUCAAAGUCCAAAUCCAAAUCACGUUCCCCCUCACCUGCCAAAGCCCGCUCCCACUCCCGAUCCGCCUCCCGUUCAGAGUCCCGCUCCAAAUCCCGCUCCCAGUCUCGUUCCCGCUCCCGUUCCCGCUCUUAAUUCAGAUUUUUGGACCGUUUGUCAUGAGCCCUUAUCCCUCUGUCUCCCCCCAUUUACAUUCCCCAAACCCCACAACACUACCCCUGCCUCCUGUUUUUUGAUAAAUAGCUGUAGAAUACCAGGCACUCAUGCUCAAUGUCUUUUAUGCACACGCUACUCCAUUUCAUUUGACUUUUACUCUACAUCUUUUUUCAUUAGAGCUGUCUUGUAUGAGGGUGUUUGUAAAAUAACAGGGUGCAAUCUCAGUUUUAUAAGUUUAAAUGAUGGUAUGUGUCUUAGCCUUUUUUUAAAUCAAAUGUAGAAGCAUACUGUUGUCAAAAUGCUGGGUGGGAAUAUGUUGUAACACUCACCUUUUGUGAAAUCCUUGUAUCAUUUUAUUUCAGAUUAAAAAUGCCUGUUCUACAUUU
Sander lucioperca (pikeperch) is the source of this 1744-nucleotide messenger RNA. RefSeq names its product serine and arginine rich splicing factor 4 (gene srsf4). Gene Ontology annotation, biological process: alternative mRNA splicing, via spliceosome; mRNA splice site recognition. The transcript is spliced from 6 exons. Lineage: Eukaryota; Metazoa; Chordata; Actinopteri; Perciformes; Percidae. Gene Ontology annotation, molecular function: mRNA binding. The record is from RefSeq and is a predicted model, not a curated record. Gene Ontology annotation, cellular component: cytoplasm; nucleus; ribonucleoprotein complex. The coding region runs from base 168 to 1337 and encodes 389 amino acids.